GUUCUAUCAAGCCGUUCUCGAAAUCUAUGAAUAACUGAUGCAUGCUGGUGAUCGCUCAUUUCACUAUUUCAAAGCAACUGAACUGCAUAUUGUGUAUCCAACUGUACAUGAACACACUAGUUCCAACAUUCCGUGCCAACUGAAGGCUUUCAACUACCUCUCUCGCUCAACUAAGUCGGAGUAAUGAAGUGAUACCUCGGAAUUCCAGAUUCAUUGCGAACGCCGAGGACGAACUAGUUAUUAACGAUGAAAUAUUAUUAAAUUUGUGUGAUAUUUUAGAAGAUUACAUAUAAGUACGCAAUAUCCGCAUACGUAUUCUCCAGUUUUAAUAAUAUUGCUAGUCAUUUAAUUUAGUAGUGGAAAUGAGGCUUUCAUGUCAAGAAAUUAACAGCUGUGUGUUCAUCUUCUGUAACAUCUAUUUAUUUGGGUGCUUUCGCUAAGCUAAUUAGCACAACUGGUAAAGAGGUUAAAAGGGAGUUAGAUAAGAGCAACCUGCUAGUUACGGUAAAAUAAAAGUUCAGUGACCAAUCUGUUAGUAAAUCAUAAGAUAAGUGACUCCUAAUGUGAUUAACUCUGUAACCGAAUGACCUAAAUCCCAAAGUGUUGGUAAAAUUUUCCCGGUAAGUUUCCCCUCGCAAUUGCUUCUUGCGAUAGUGUGAUCGACAGUUGCGUAUACCCGCCAUUUCGUCGAUCCAAAUUGACUCGAUUCUUGUUCGCUGCGAGGAUUAAUUUAGUCCAGCGAAUCGUUACUGGAUUUCGGCGCGUGAUAGUUUCCGAUCACGGGAGCGGAGGAAAUUCUUUGUACGAUGACAGGAAACAUGUUGGUGUUGGCGCCGGCGGGGGUUCCGAAAGCGAGCUGCGACUUGUUGUCCGCUGGAUUGGACCAUAUUCAGCAAAUAAGAACGGCCGAUGGGGGUUUCGGAAAUCGUUGUGGGAUGGAUGAUAUCCAUAUAAUUACUGCAGCUUCGGGAUAAGUUCAAUGAUGGGAGGCGUUCUCAGUCGGAGGAAAUGGUGCAUGCUAAGUGUUUGUUCUAAUGUCACAAUGAGGUCUACCCGCAAACAAAAAGCAGAGCCAUAAGGAGGAGGAAGCUGGAACAGCACACAGUUGGAAGAACAGCAGGCAGAGUCAUUGACAUCAAAUCCCAGAUAAGGUAUCUCUUCCCUCCGGCUGUGUUCUUUUUCUUCUUUUCCUUUCCUCCUUCGUUCUGUCUUCCAUCUGGGUAUGUUACUGCUCAUGUCUCACUCGCUUUUUCCUCUCCUUUUCCCCUGUUGUUGGGGUCUUCUCUUUGUGAAUUAUUUUUAUUUGGAAUUUAUGUUACCAUCACCCGAUAAAAUAAAAUAAAAUAAAAUCGGAACAUUUCUAGACCAGAAGUCAAUAGCUUGCCUUCUCACCUAAACAUUAAUUAAUAGGGAAGGGAACACACUACUAGUUUUAGACAAAGUAGAUGCUCAAAUCAGGGAUUGGAUGGGUCUAUCGCUGCUCUGCAUUGUCUGCAGGCUCUUAAGUCAAUGUAUCUGCAUUCAUUAGUUAAUAGAAAAAGGCAAGUUUUGAGAUUGGAUCUUGCUGAUGUGCUGUGCUCACAUUCUGUAUCUUCACGCAGAUCCACAUCUCUAACUUCAGAAACUUCCUUUCCCUUGCACCUGUCCCUUGAGUAGUCACUUGCAAACACACUGCCUUUUCUUUUUAGCUGCUCUUUUUCACCUAACCCGAAAAUGGCAGCUGCUCUUGCUGGGUUCGUCCUAAAGCAGUUGGCUUCCCUAGCAGUUGAUAAGGCAAGUCUGCUUUGGAAUCUCAAAAGCGACAUUCUGAAGCUGCAAAACACAGUUUCCAGCAUCCAAGCCGUGCUGCUGGAUGCAGAGGGGCAGUCUGGUAAGAAUCAUCAGGUCCAGCUAUGGUUGAAAAGACUCGAAGCAGUCCUUUAUGAUGCUGAAGACUUGUUGGACGACUUCUCCACAGAGGUUCUCCGGAGGAAACAAAUGGAUGGCAAUGUCGUUGCGAAUGAGGUAUCCCUCUUCUGUUCUGAAUCCAACCAAGUUGCUUAUGGACUGGAAAUCGCUAAUCAGAUUAAGCUCAUUCAGAGCAAGCUAGAGGAGAUUGAUCAGGACAGGAAUCAGUUUUAUUUCCAGACAUUUCCUGUCUCUGAUGACAAGGAGUGGAGGGAAACUUACUCCUCUAUCCCUGAUGUGGUUGUUGGGAGAGAAGAAGAUAAGCGAAAAAUAAUAGACAUGUUGCUGCUGUCUGGUUAUAAGGAGAAAGUUGUUGUCGUCCCAAUAAUUGGGAUUGGGGGAUUGGGGAAAACUACAUUGGCGCAACUCAUUUACAACGAUGACAUAAUCAAAACUCAUUUUGUUUGUAAAGUUUGGGUGUGCGUAGCUGAGAAUUUUGAUCCAAAACUCCUUGUUAAUAGGAUUUUGGAGUCAAUAACCAAGGAAAAGGUGGGAGAUCUUGCCUUGGACACGCUCAAGGAUCUUCUUCAUGAGAAAAUCAAGAACAAACAUAUAUUGUUGGUCUUGGAUGAUGUCUGGAAUGAUGAUAGGGGAAAGUGGGAUCGCUUCAAGAAUCUAUUUGCAAGUAGUCCGGCCGAAGGUAUCAGAAUAAUGGUAACCACCCGUAGUCUUAACAUCGCGAAGCUGACAGCGACCAAGCUGAUUGUGCCGCAUGAGUUGCAAGGUUUGUCUGAGCACGAGUCUUGGUCGUUGUUCAAAAAGAUGGCUUUUGGGGAAGGAGUAGAGCCAAGUCAAAGAUAUGUGGAGAUAGGGAAAAAGAUUUUGAGGAAAUGUUAUGGAGUGCCGUUAGUCGUAAGAACAAUGGGCGGUCUAUUAUCUUCCAAGGAGACUGAGACCGAGUGGAAGGCAAUAAGCGAGGAGCAACUGUUGAGCCUUGCUAGAGAGGAUAGUGACAUUUUGGCUACUCUUAAGUUGAGUUAUGAUAAUUUGCCUUCCAAUUUGAAACGAUGUUUCGCCUACUCCAGCUUGUUCCCAAAAGACUAUAAAAUUGAUGUGAAAACAUUGGUGCAACUGUGGAUGGCCCAAGGGUAUAUCACCAAGUCCAGUCAAUCUUCACUCCUUGAAGAUGUUGGAGUUGAAUAUUUUAAGAAUCUGUUGUGGAGGUCCUUCUUUCAAGAGGUGACAAAGGAUGAUGAUGGAAAUAUGGAGUCCUGUAAGAUGCAUGAUUUAAUGCACGAUCUUGCUGUCGCAGUUGCAGGGGAGGAGAUCAAAUGCUUCAGUGUAGAUAGCACUGGUAGUGGUAGCCUUCUUAAUGUUGGUGAUGUCAAUCUUGAAAGGAUACGGCACAUAUCAAUCGAUUUACAGGAUAGAAAUAGAUUGUGGUCUGAUAUUGCAUGGGAAGCUCCGGCUCUUUUAGCUAAAGCAACAAGGCUUCGAACGUUACUUAUCUUAAAGAAUUGUAGCAGAGGUGCUGAGUUGGACAUAAGCUGUGGGAGGAUCUUUUCGGAGAUGACUAGGCUGAGAGUGUUUGGUCUCGGAGGUGCUAAAAUCGAGAUUUCCUCUUUUUUCUUCUAUAAACUGAAACAUCUUAGAUACCUUGAUCUUUCUAGCAACGAGAUGGAGACACUCCCGAACGAAAUGACAAGUUUGGUAAACUUGCAAGUGCUCGACCUGAAUUUCUGUCAAAGACUUUGGUUACUGCCGACAGGCUUAGGGAAGCUGUCCAAUCUUGUGUAUCUUGACCUAUAUGGUUGUUCGGAUUUGAGUUGCAUACCAGCUGGGAUCGAGAACCUUUCCUUACUCAGAGAAUUCCCUUUCUUUAUAUUGGCAAAAGCAGCCGCAGACAGCUCAAGAGAAACUGCUGCUUGUCUGGGCGAAUUGCAGAGUUUGGACAACCUAAAUGGGAGGUUGGUUAUUACAAAUCUGGAAUGGGUGAAGGAUAAAUCUGAUGCAGAGGCAGCCAAUUUAAAGGAGAAAUCACAACUUCGAACCUUGGAACUAUUUUGGAGUCCUGCCAAUAAUUAUAAUAUGGCGGCUAGGAGAGGAUGUGAUCACGAGAGGUCCAUACUGGAGGGGUUACAACCACAUCCGAAUUUAAAGCGGAUACUAAUGCAAUUCUAUGGCGGGUCGAGCAUUCCCACAACAAGUGGCUGGUUCUCUUCUCUCAGGAAUCUGGUUGAGAUCGGGCUAUUUUACUGUGGGAAACUGCAGAGUCUGCCAUCGUUGGCUCCUUUAGUGUUUCUUCAAGCUUUGAAGUUAUAUGGAUUAGAUAGCUUAGAGUACGUACAAAGCGAGACAGUAGCAUCGUCAUCAUCCCCUUCUUCAAACAAUGAUUUGCAGUUUCUCCCUUCUCUGGAGUCUUUAUUUAUUGAGGAGUGUCGAAACCUGAUAGGUUGGUCCGCCAGAGAUACAGAAGACAAGUCGCCUCCAUUACCUCGGGUUUCCACCUUGAAGAUUGGUGGCUGCCCGAAAAUGGUAUCUGUCCCGCGCUUUCUGGUAAACUUUGACGAGGUUGAGUUGAAGGAUGUGAGCAGUGAGCUGUUGGGUGCGUUUGGUGCCUCGCUGGUUUCUCCCUCGGCACACCCUCGAUUUGAGCAGUUGUCUCUCGAGUGCGCGAAAGAUUUCCCACAAGGGUCGACGCUAAAUCUUACUUCCCUUGUGAUGCUAUGCAUAUCACAUUGCGAUGACUUGACUACUCUGUCUCCAUCUAUUCUUCGACAUCUCUCUUCCCUCCAGGAGCUUCACAUUCAGUACUGUGAAAUUUUGGAACUAGAGGAUGGGGAUGGUGAUGAUAUGUUGCCGCAGCAGGUUCUUCCAAGCCUCCGUAUCUUAACGGUCAGAAAAGUUCCUAAGUUGGUUGCUCUACCUAAGUGGUUUCAGCACUCCUCAAAUUUGCAGCAGCUGGAGUUAUACGGCUGUGACAACCUUAAGUGCUUACCAAAUUGGCUCACAGAGCUCACUGCCUUGGAGACUUUGAUCCUACCAUAUCAUGGUUAUAUAUCUUCGAGAUGCAGAAAGAGCACCGGCGAGGACUGGCCCAACAUUUCUCACAUCCCGAAUAUCCAAGUUGAUGGUAAAUAUGUUCAACAGGGCGGCCGCUAUCUGGGAAUUUUCGAAGAAGAAGAUGAUGAUGAUGAUAGCGAGGAAGGAGAUAUUGAAGGAGGGGAAGAAGUAGAAGCAGAACAACAACAACAACAACAAGGAGCAUCCUGGCACAUCCAAAUCUCAAGGUUGUCAGAGAAUUGCUUUGCAAGGAUUACUUGCAACCUAUUCGAGAAAUGUUUUCUCCCUUAGCACCUGACCUCAAAAUUGCCACUACGACUAUCUGUCUUCCCUUAAACUGAUGGAUUGAAGAAAGGUACUCACUUCUCCCUUGCACUCUUUACAAUCAUUCUAUACGCGUAUGAAAUGCUUGGCUCUUUGAUUCCUGUAACUCCUUAACAUUUUAAUUGGUGUAUUCUUCUGUAGGCCGCAAACAAAGGAUAGCUUGGUUCAUUUAUUUUGUUUACGGAAGAACACAACCACCAGCAACCGCCAUAUUUAGUAAGAGAUUAUUAACCUACCAUAACUAAUACAAAUCAUAUUGUUCUUCAAUGAUUCGUAUACAACCUACUCAAACAAGCAUUAUAUGCAGAUUUAGGGUUACAGUUGAAACAAUAGUUGGCUCAUUCUGUUAGUAGUUUACCAGCAAGCAAAGGGAAGAGUGGCGGGUCAGAUUAUAUAGCAUGAUUAAUUAGCAUAAGCACCAGAUUAACCCAAAUCAUUGGAACAAGAUAAUGAAGAUAACUAGAUAAGUUUAUAAUUAGAAACAGAAUCAUUUUAUCCUACACUUUGUCCUCAAGUUCUGUCUUGUCUAAGAGGAAAACGUUAAUUACUGUUAACUUCCUCCGUUUGUAGUUAGUUAGUGGUUGUUGACUUGCUGUCAUUGUAAACGCAUAAUUCAGUUAAGGUGCUUUUAGGGGUUCUUGUAUGUACGUGCUUACGAUGUUGGGUCGGACCUAGAAAUUUCAUUAAAGGUAUUAGAAGAUAGAUCAAAAUCUCUAAAGAUUGUUUAAUAGUUUCCAAUCUUAAUACUACCAUCACUAAUAUAAAACUUUACGCAAGUUUUAUGUUCGAGUUUUGAAUUUAAUAGAUUUCUCAAUUGACAAUCCAUUCUUCUAAUUGGGUCCGCCCCUGGUUCUGGUUGGGUCACUCAAUAACAAUUGAUAUAAAUUAUUACUACUGCGUGUAUUCAAUAAUUGUAAAAUACGGUUUCAUAAAAAGUAUAAUUGUAAAAUACGAGAUACACAAUUAAAUAACGUAAACAUGUACCAAAAACCCCUUAUCGGGUUUGCUUGGAAAAUAAAUAUUUUACUCGGCAUGCAAUCAGUAACAAUCAUGCUGCAUGGCAACUUGGUGAAAUAUCUUCAUCCAUAAUGUUGUUUAAAAAUAUGAAAUGAUUUUUUAUUCUUUGGUUAGCAAUUUUUUUAAAUUUUGAUAAGUCACAUCCCAAAGAUUAUAGAAUACUAGCUAGGUAAGCUGCCCUGACAUCAAUAUAAUUUUGUAUGUUUUAAAGCCAAGGAGAAAUUGAUAUUUAGUUUGUGUGAUAUGGCAGUAUAACAACAAAUUGGUACUGGAUAUUCCAUUAAUUGAUGAUGAAAUAUUCUCUGAAGAAAUGUGUAGCCCCAGGGUUCCACAUAUUAUAUAUGUUCUGGUAAAGAUUAGAUAACGACCAAAACUUGUUCAUGACCUUCUCUAUGUGUUUUCUAACCCGUACAUAGCAGAACUCCUUGCAGCUAGGGAGGCAAUCUCGCUUGCAAUUUCUAGAAGUUUGGCUCGUAUCAUCUUUGAAGGAGAUGCAGAAGUGGUCAUUUGUCAGCUCAAGCUCGGUGUGGUGGAGGAUUCGUCUGGUGGUCCGCUGCUUAGAGAUUGUCAUUUUCUUCUUCAGUCUUUUCCUCAUUGUAUAGACUGUAGAGCUGUUCCGCGGACAGCCAACUGGGCUGCUCAUAGAGUGGCACGCAAAGCCCUGUUGUUGUCCCGGUUAGAAUUAGCUUCUUUUUAUUUUGUUGGGUGACUAGCUAGUGGGAUAGGAAGGGAUUGUGGGUAGUGUUAUUUCUAACUAUUCUCUUGGCAUUUCUUUGAUAUGUAGUUAUAUAAGAGCCGUGACGGACCCGGAAAUGUAUUCAAGGAUAAAUUCAUAAAAAUAAGGUACAUAGAUUCAUAAAUUUUCAGAGCAAGACACAACAUGUUUUCAUAUUUAUGUAAGUUUCUAAAAUACAUUUAUCACUUAUACCGUGACUCACACCUUUCUUAAUGAGCGUAACCAAGCAAUCAUGCAUUCAUAACAGGUUUCACAUGUAAUUAUGAAGAUCAUUCUUGAUAAAUUUCAUGAUUGAAAAGACCCUUUAAAUUUUUUGCAAUUGCAAAAGGUAAAAAAAAUCAACUCUAAUUUAAUAAGUAAGAAAAUUAAAAUAUAAUAAUUAACUUUUCCUGUCUCUACCAUUGAUUUGACCUAGCUAGGUUAUUGAUUCUCCACAAUCCUUUGAAGGCCUCAUGCAUACGGACAUACCCUUUAUAGAUUUAGAAAUUAAUUUACGUUCUAGAAAUGAAAUCGGUAAUAAAUACAUUUGCUUUGUAUUUUUAUAACAACAAUUGAAUUGUUUGUAGCUUACCUAAAACAUUCGUUUAAAAUUGUAAGGGUUGUCAAAUGGUUUAGGAUUGAAAUACAACAACUAAUGCCAAUAUAAAUUUCAUCAAAGUAACUUGGUCCCAAAUUUAUAGUUAAGGUUUGUCAAGUGACAACCCUACAAUAUGAAUGGGUCCGCCCCUGUAUAGAAGAGUCGGAUGGUAAUCGUUGAUCUUUUGUUCUGAGACAUUAUCGUAUUGACUCAUAACUAAUACAAGAUGAAACAUGAUAUAAAUUUGUUUUCUGAUGAUUCAUCAUAUUCUUGUCAUACACACGUAGUUAAGCUUCCUUUUAAAUUGUACUCAUACUUGUUAUAAUCAAAUCAUUUUGUAACA
Messenger RNA from Linum trigynum, 7947 nucleotides. The record is from the annotation of a GenBank genome assembly. NCBI's taxonomy places the organism in Eukaryota, Viridiplantae, Streptophyta, Magnoliopsida, Malpighiales, Linaceae.